GAGGAAUCGAUCCUUUCACUUUGUCCCAGUGCAGGCGCGGCGAGCCGAGCCCGGCUCUGUGCGUUGUGUGCCAGGGCCGCCUUUGUCUCCCCACAGCGGCAGCUGCACCACCGCCUCGGUCUCUGCCGUCCUCGCUCGCUGCCCCCCCCCCCCCGGCUACUGCGCUGGACACGUUCGCCAUGGCGAGGACCCCCCCCCUACUGCUGAUGCUGCUGCCGCUGCUGCUGCUGCUGCCCGGGCAGGCCGGGGCGGACCUGCCCGUGAACUGCUCCUUCGAGGACCUCGUGGGCACGUGGGAGAUGGAGGUCGGGCCGGUCAACUCCGGACCCCAAGUGGACUGCGAGCCGGCGGGCAAGGCCGUACAGGUGGUACGGCUGCACCUGCUCAAGAUGAACGUGGCGGCCGACGAGAAGGGAAACCAGGGAACGUUCACCAUCAUCUACAACCAGGGCUUCGAGGUGGUGCUCACCGGGUACAAGUGGUUCGCCUUCUUCAACUUCACUAAGGUGGGCACCGUCGUGACGAGCCUGUGCGCGGAGACGCGGGCCGGCUGGGUGCACGACGUGCUGGGCCGCAACUGGGCCUGCUUCAGGGGCCGCCGAGUGAAGCCGCCGUCGUGGAGAGGAGCGGAAGCGGCAGGAGGAGGAGAAGAGGGCGGCGUGGGCUCCCAGUGGAGCGUCCAGGAGGCUCCCAGCACGCGGCUGUACGAGCACAAUGCGGCCUUCAUGCAGCAGGUCAACGAGGCGCAGCACUCGUGGCGCGCCGUGCGCUACCCGCUCUACGACGGCCUGAGCCUGGGGGAGCUGACGCGUCGGGCCGGUGGGCGUGCGUCGCGCAUCCACGGGCGACCAAAGUCGUCUGUGGUGACGGAGGAGACGCGACGACUCGCAUCCACCCUGCCCACGUCCUGGGACUGGAGGAACGUUAACGGCAUCAACUACGUCUCUCCCAUCCGGAACCAGGGGUCGUGCGGCAGCUGCUACUCCUUCUCCUCCAUGGCCAUGCUGGAGGCUCGCAUCCGCAUCCUGACCAACGCGUCGCAGGCGCCCAUCCUGAGCACCCAGCAGAUCGUGUCGUGCAGCAACUUCUCCCAAGGCUGCGACGGCGGCUUCCCGUACCUGAUCGGCGGCAAGUACGCGCAGGACUUUGGGCUGGUGGAGGAGAGCUGCUACCCGUACACGGGGCGCGACGACGCCACGUGCCGGCCCCUGCGCGCCGACUGCUACCGCUUCUACGCGGCGCACUACGGCUACGUGGGCGGCUACUACGGCGCCUGCAACGAUGAGCUCAUGCGGCUGGAGCUGGUGACGCACGGGCCGAUCGUGGUCGGCCUGCAGGUGUACGACGACCUGCUGCACUACCGCGGCGGCGUGUACCACCACACGGGGCUGCGCGACUCCUUCAACCCGUUCGAGGAAACGAACCACGCGGUGGCGGUGGUGGGCUACGGCGUGGAGCCGGGCACGGGCGAGCGCUACUGGGUGGUGAAGAACAGCUGGGGGGAGGAAUGGGGGGAGCGGGGAUACUUCCGUAUUCGGCGCGGGAGCGACGAGUGCGGCAUCGAGAGCAUCGCCGUUUUCGCCAAGCCCAUCCCGCACGUGUGAGUGGGGUGGGGGGGGUGACGCGGGGGGGGGGGGGGUGACGCGGGGGGGGGGGUGACGGCGACGACACCUGCGCUUGCAUUGCGCCCGUUACGUAACGGGAUGUUGUGCGUGCAGUAUCAACGCCGAGGAAAAACCCCCGAUGGCAACUGAAAGUUGAAAGCAGCAGUGGCGUGCGGGUGGGCGCUCAUCUGACACACGCGGGCAUUGAUCGCAAUGCGCUUUCCCAAUUGGUGACCUCAAAUUAGAUCGCAGAGGUCACAUGACUACUACUCAAGCUUGUGUGCUGUCUCGAGCAACAUCGUCACUCUCCAACCCUCUGGCAUUGCUGUACAGAGUUGCCCAAAGGAAUGUGCGUUACUGGAUACCGUUUCCCCAAAAUUUUCACUGUCAUGGCCCUAUAGGCAAUUGUUUAAAUAUUAUUUUAGCAUAUCGUAAUUUUAACACGUUUACAUAUCAGAUAUUUCUAGAUAUCCAGCCAAAGCAUUUUCCAGGUGAGAGGCAUUUCAGGUCCUUAUAUUUCACACGGAGAUCACACAAUCUCUCUUUAGAGUUGAGCCUUUUCUUUUUUUCUGUGGCUUUAAAUGAGACGCGAUUUGUGAAUCAGAAUCGAGGGCUCCGAUGGUUGCAAGUCACCUGCCGGAUAUCUGUGUCAAUGUCUGUCAAGUGACGACUCAAAGCCAACGUAUGGUGAGCAGUGUGCAUGAGACCUAAAAUACACUGCAGACUCACCUGGUGGGUAAGGCAUGAGUGGGUUGAGGACUGGUUACAUAGGUUAGCAGUACGAGGCGAGGAUGAGGGGGGGGGGGAACAAGGGACCUUUUGGGCAGCUGGCUUGGCAAGGAAUCGUGCUUCACCCGGUGCCAGUGACAGCUCGUCACCACUGCUCUCCUGGCCUCUGUGGGUGGGACAAGCGGCGCCCGCAGCACUGGGUGAGGCAGGGCAGUGGUGAUGGCUGGACGCGAGGUCCAAUCCUCUAGUGAGGUUGUUGUCUGCGUCGUUUUAUCGUGAGAGGAAAUCAAAGCCUGCCAACAAACACCCCACAAAUGCUUGGCAUGCAAUAACGGCAACUCUUCAUCUCUCUGCGAGUCCCUGACCAGGCCUGCAUGAUGAUAUAUCCAGCCCCGAGAAUCUGGCUUGAUUUGCAUACGACAAACCUCCUGAGCUGGGCCUAUACAAGGAGUGUGGCUCGUCUGCCUAGAGGCCAGCCGAAGGGAUUUCAGCAAUAGUUCCGUGAUGCCCUCUUCUGCACCUCGUUGUUGGUUCUCCCUUCCUCGUUUGCAUGGCUAUGGCACCACCACCACCCCAGUGAGGGCAAUGGGGCGGGCGGAUUGUGAGGGCGCUACACUCCUGGGGCGGCGGGUGCUGUUUAAAGGGAAUCUAAGUUCAAGGGUAGUUUAAAUCCUGGUUAGUCUGAUCAUAGAUCAAUGUUCUGGGGUGGGGUGAAGGUUUGCGAAUGUUGAUUUGUUUUAAAAAUUUAAUCUGAAAUUUGUAACAUUGCAAUUUGGUUAUUGUUGUGACCUAAUGUGUUGGGCUCAGGGGAUUCCUUGGUUUCUUUUUGAGAAGUGCAAAAUAAUUUUCAAAUAAAGUACAGUGAGAAAA
This is a messenger RNA of Lethenteron reissneri (Far Eastern brook lamprey), 3203 nucleotides long. Its product is annotated as dipeptidyl peptidase 1-like. The record is from RefSeq and is a predicted model, not a curated record. NCBI's taxonomy places the organism in Eukaryota, Metazoa, Chordata, Hyperoartia, Petromyzontiformes, Petromyzontidae. Gene Ontology annotation, biological process: proteolysis. Gene Ontology annotation, molecular function: cysteine-type peptidase activity.